Molecule: messenger RNA, 2890 nt
Organism: Trifolium pratense (red clover)
Lineage: Eukaryota; Viridiplantae; Streptophyta; Magnoliopsida; Fabales; Fabaceae
Product: casein kinase 1-like protein HD16
Exons: 15
Coding region: 438-2627 (729 amino acids)
Biological process (GO): peptidyl-serine phosphorylation; endocytosis; signal transduction
Cellular component (GO): cytoplasm; nucleus
Molecular function (GO): protein serine/threonine kinase activity; ATP binding
Source: RefSeq, a predicted model, not a curated record
AAGUACCGAAAAGACACUCUUCUCUCUCUCUCUCUCUCUCUCUCUCUCUCUCUCUCUCUCUCUCUCUGAUUUUCCAUUUUCCCUUCUUCUUCUAUGCAAUAGAAUAGCUUCUUCUUCUUCUUCUUCUUCUUCUUCACUCUGUCACCGUGUCAGAACCCUAAUUCCGCCGUGAAAAUCCCCGCCAUAACAAUUCUCAACCAAAAACCUUCUCAAUUUCCCACAUUUUCCUCAUUCCUUUCUCUGUUUCAAUGAAUUAAAUAAAUCCUCAACGUUUCCCGAAAACACUCUUCUUUGGUUUAAUUUUCAUUCAAUUAAGUUCGAUAUAGCUUUGAUCGGAAACAGAAACACGCUUUGCAUGAAACUCUAAUCUUUUCAUUAUUGUUGGAUUUAAUUUUCAAUUUUUCGGUUGCUGGAUAAUGGAAUUUGAACAAUGAACCAUGCCGGUAUUGCGUAGUGGAGCGCGCCGUGGUCGGCCACCAAAGCAAAACCGACAACCACCGGUGAGAAAUCCGAUUGAUGGGGAGGCAAUUGCUACUAGAACGAGACGGAGACGUGCAGCUGCUGCGGCAGCAGCCAAUGAUAAGGUUGAAGAGGAGCCGAUUGCUGUUGUGGCAGGAAAGGAGGAAAAUGAGAACAUAGUUGUCGCCGCGACAGCAAAGGGAGAGGAGGAGAAUCGAGCGUUGGAGGAAGGUGGUGGAGCUGAGAAGGAAGAGGUUGGGGAGAAACAGAUGGAUGGAAUUGAGAGUGGUGGUCAUAGCAAUGAUAAGGCUGAUGCUGAAGAAGAAAGCAAUGGCUUUGUUAUUCCUGAACAGGUUCAAGUAGGUGAUUCUCCGCUGUAUAAAACAGAGAAAAAACUUGGCAAGGGUGGAUUUGGGCAAGUAUAUGUUGGUCGGCGUGUUUCUGGUGGAAAUUUGAGCCAGAGAAUUGGACCUGGAGCUGUAGAGGUAGCAAUAAAAUUUGAGCACAUAAGUAGUAAAGGAUGUAACUAUGGACCGCCAAAUGAGUGGCACGUCUACAACACCCUUGGUGGAAGCCAUGGUGUGCCACAGGUACAUUACAAGGGCAGGCAAGGUGACUAUUUCAUCAUGAUCAUGGAUAUUCUAGGACCUAGCUUGUGGGAUGUUUGGAAUACUAAGUCCCACACCAUGUCCACUGAAAUGGUUGCUUGUAUUGCCAUCGAAGCAAUAUCCAUAUUGGAGAAGAUGCACUCUCGAGGGUAUGUACAUGGAGAUGUGAAACCGGAAAAUUUUCUGCUUGGCGCUCGUGGGACAGUGGACGAGAAAAAACUGUUCCUGGUGGAUCUUGGAUUAGCUACUAAAUGGCAGAAUAGUACAACUGGUUUACAUGUGGACUAUGACCAAAGGCCUGAUGUCUUCAGGGGCACAGUCCGCUAUGCAAGUGUGCAUGCACAUUUGGGGAGAACUGGAAGCAGGCGGGAUGAUUUGGAAUCUCUUGCAUAUACGUUGGUUUUUCUUCUUCGAGGUCAUCUUCCUUGGCAAGGAUACCAGGGAGAAAACAAGGGAUAUCAGGUUUGCAAGACGAAGAUGGGAACAACUCCAGAUACCUUAUGUUGUUUUUGUCCCCGGCCUUUUAAAGAGUUUGUUGAACAUGUAGUGAGCUUAAAGUAUGAUGAAGAGCCGAGUUACGCAAAAUACAUUUCUCUCUUUGAUGGGAUUAUUGGUCCAAACCCAGAUAUUAGACCACUUAAUACAGAAGGUGCACAACAGGUAUCGGUUUUGCUACCCUUUUACUCUUGUGUUGUUUUAUGUAUGUACGAUGUUUGUAGUCCAACCUUUGAUACUGCUAUUUUAUUUUCCUUGAAGCUUGUUGGUCAUAAAAGAGGCCGGCUGGCUUUAGAAGAUGAUGAUGAACAACCCAAAAAGAAGGUUCGAAUGGGUGUGCCAGCGAACCAGUGGAUUAGUGUUUACAAUGCCCGUAGACCGAUGAAACAAAGAUAUCACUACAAUGUGUCAAGUACAAGAUUAUCACAGCACAUUGACAAGGGAAACGAGGAUGGUUUAUAUAUUAGCAGUGUUGCUUCAUCUCAGGGCCUAUGGGCCUUAAUUAUGGAUGCUGGGACAGGUUUCACUUCCCAAGUUUAUGAACUCUCCACCCAAUUUUUCCAUAAGGAAUGGAUCAAGGAGCAGUGGGAAAAAAGUUACUAUAUCAGUGCAGUUGCAGGAGUUGCAAAUGGGAGUUCAUUAGUAGUAAUGUCUAAAGGCACCCAAUAUAUACAGCAAUCGUACAAAGUUAGUGAUUCAUUUCCUUUUAAAUGGAUUAACAAAAAGUGGAGGGAGGGCUUUUUUGUAACCUCAAUGGCCACAGCAGGGCUCAAAUGGGGAGUAGUUAUGUCUCGUGGGGCAGGGUUUUCAGAACAGGUAGUCGAACUAGAUUUUCUGUAUCCUAGUGAAGGGAUUCACAAGCGGUGGGAGAGUGGAUACCGAAUCACAUCGACUGCUGCAACUCAGGAGCAAGCUGCUUUUGUUUUGAGUAUUCCAAGGAAGAAGCCACAAGACGAAACUCAGGAAACACUAAGGACUACUGCUUUUCCUAGUACACAUAUUAAGGAGAAAUGGGCGAAAAACCUCUACAUUGCCUCUAUUUGCUAUGGACGUACCGUCUCUUGAUACUGCCGAGACUCCGAGGUGCUGAAGUAUUUGGAUUUCGGUUGAAAAACUCCAAAUGCCAAUCAAAUAUUUUGGUACUAACGUACGUUUGGACUCAUUGUCAUGAGGCAUGAUGGGCUGGGAGACAGAAAAUUUUGAUGGCUAUACAGUGUUUAUUAUUUGUAUGUAGUAGGAGAAUGAAUAUUUAAAACUAAGUAUAAACACCUCAAUUUCCAAUUGGUGUGGAAAUUGAUUUUAUGCCAAUGAUUAAUCAAUGUUUUGCA